AAAUAACAUGAACUACUCUCUCCAAAUGAGAUUCUCUGUGCUUUUAGUUGCCUUCUUGACGCUCUGGUUUCUCCUUCUCUUCUACUGGUUUCCACCGGCGAAACCAAAUUCAUUUCAAGAUUCCCAAGGUAACCCCUCUCUCAGUUCAGCACUACCUCAUUGCAAAGACAAUGUUUUUGUGUACGAAUUACCGGAGAAAUUCAACCUCGACCUCCUCCGACAUUGCCAGAAUUUGAACGUGUACACCAACAUGUGUCCACACGUAGCAAACGGCGGACUAGGCCAACCCCUCCCUAAUAUGGGAUCAAACAGUUGGUUCGCCACCCACCAGUACACGGCGGAGAUGAUCUUCCAUGCUCGCAUGGAAAAGCACCAUUGUCGUACACGGGACCCCCAAAAAGCCGACUUGUUCUAUGUCCCAUUCUAUGGCGGCCUCCAUGUUUCAUGGAAGUUCCGGGAGCCUAAUCAUGCGAAACGUGACGCAUUAGCCCUCGAAUUGUCUGACUAUAUUCGUAAACAACCAUGGUGGCAAAGAAGUAAUGGAAUGGACCAUUUCUUGGUAGUUGGAAGGACUGCGUGGGAUUUCAUGAGGAGUGAUGGUGGGGUUGACUAUGGCGCAAACAGGCUUCUACUUUUGCCACCUGUACAAAACAUGUCGGUGCUUAUUGUAGAAAGGAACCCUUGGCAAGGGCUAAACCAGCAUGGUAUUCCCUAUGCAUCCUAUUUCCAUCCAUCUACAAUGGGAGAAAUGUUGAAAUGGCAAGAAAGGAUGCUUCGAAUAGAGCGGCCGUACUUAUUUUCAUUCAUCGGAGCACCACGAACAGGGGUAAAGAAGGCAGAAAUCAGAGAUGAGAUCCUCAAACAAUGUGGUGAAUCGACUCGGUGUUUGCUUGUGAAAUGUGGUCAUGGAGCAAGUAAAUGUCACCAGCCAAAUGAAGUACUAAAGGUGAUGACAAUGUCACAUUUCUGCUUGCAACCUGCAGGGGACAUGUUCACUCGACGUUCUACAUUCGACUCUCUUCUCGCUGGUUGUAUUCCAGUGUUUUUUUCAAAACAUACUGCAUAUUCACAGUAUGCAUGGUAUCUUCCUGCUAAUCCCAAUUCAUACUCGGUAUUCAUAGAUGGAGAGAAAGAUGCUGACAAACGGAUAGAAGAUCAUUUAGUGAAGAUUCCGAUAGACAAAAUAGAGAAGAUGAGGAAGAAAAUUAUACAUUUGAUUCCAUCAUUGACUUACAUGCACCCCAAUUCUACUAGUUAUGGAUUUCAGGAUGCUGUGGACGUUGCCAUUGCCGCAUUGUCAAAGCACGUUGAAUCAAAAUUAAAAUCAUGA
Ilex paraguariensis (yerba mate) is the source of this 1330-nucleotide messenger RNA. Lineage: Eukaryota; Viridiplantae; Streptophyta; Magnoliopsida; Aquifoliales; Aquifoliaceae. The record is from the annotation of a GenBank genome assembly.